AUGAGCAGAGCUUUACUGAGAGGGGCUGCUUGCCGAUCUUGUCGCCAUGAAAUUAUACGAUCAUUUCUCGCCGUGACUGGCAUACCGAUCCCGCAAUUCCCUGCUAGGAGAUCUCGCCGCCUCGACUCCAGAGCUUUCUCCGCGGUAGGCUCGUUACGUUCUGAUCGUCCUCCUGUAUCGAAUUCAUCCGACAUCAACUUUUCACCGGUUGAGAAUGACGAUCAGUUACAAAAGCCGAGUGGCCACUCGGCGUCACAUAUCCCGUGGUACUUGCAAGAGGAAAAUGAAGUCGCCGAGGAGCGUCUCGUUCCGGGCGAUCGUAUUCCCCAAGUCCCUGAAGAUGCACCCGAAAUGCUUCCAGUGCUCCUCGAAUAUGUCUAUAAAGAUGUUGGACUCGAUAACCUGAGACUAUAUGAUUUGCGAGGACUGGAAGCCCCUGCGGCCUUGGGUGCCAAUGUAAUAAUGGUCAUUGGCACUGCGCGCAGUGUAAAGCAUCUGAACGUCUCCGCCGAUCGUCUUUGCCGGUGGCUUCGGAGCCAGUACAAAUUGUCGCCACAUGCAGAUGGCCUUCUUGGCCGUAACGAGUUGAAAAUCAAAUUGCGCCGUAAGGCUAAGCGUGCGCGUGCGGCUAGCCACGCUGGUACGACGAUUGACGAAAAAGACGACGGCAUCACGACUGGCUGGAUCUGUGUUAAUGCCGGAGUUGUGGACAAGGGCAUGAAAAAAACGGACCUUUCUGAAGCAGGGUUUGAAGGCUUCGGACAAAUAGAACUGGGUACAAAUGUCGUGGUUCAGAUUUUCACCGAGGAGAAGAGAGUCGAGGUCGAUCUUGACGGUCUGUGGGAGAAGACAUUGGAAAGGAACGAACGAAACCGACUGAAAGAACCCUCACAGUAUGAGCACAGUGAGCAAAGCUCGCCCAGCAGCCAUGCUGCGUACGGGCGGUUGGGGGACUCAACCGGGCAAAGGCGAGGUCUGCACACUGUUCGGCGCAGCCUCACCACAAUCACCGAGCCGAUGAGGCACGAGGUAAUGGCCGCAAUGGCGGCGAAAGGAGCCUCAACGAAGGCCGUUGACUUCGGAAUGAACACGCAUUCAUUAUUACGGAUGCUCAAGUCUCUGCCCCACGACAAUGUUCGCGCUGAGCUUGGCUCCGGCCCAAACGACUACAACUCCACGGUCUUUCUGCAGCUUUUAUACGGAAGCCUAACCAAGAACAUGUCUGCAAAGGACAUCGCGGUCUUCCGGUUGAAGCUUCAUUCCAUCGCCAUUUCGGGGCAACACUCAGCGUAUAGCAAGGAUGCUCUAUUCGGGGCCUUGGAGGACUUCCUUCGCAACGGCUAUGACCUUGAGGAUGAGCUUGCUUUCGACAUUGUGGGUGCCCUUUUGUCUCCACGACUGGCCCAUGGAUAUGGUGAAGAGUCUACGCAAUAUCUGCCACAAGAAGACAUCGAGCUUGCCUUGCAAGUUCUGGAGCGACUUAGCCUCCGUGGUGUUCCCAUCUUCAACUUCAAACUCUUCAAUAUGCUGUACAAAGUGGUGGACACCCCGAUGGCUCCGCCCAGCACGGCUUCACACAACGACCUCCCCGAUGCCGAGCGUCCCAUCAUGGGCACGAGUGGUAAAGAAUGGACCAGAUCUCAGCGCGUUAUGCUCAAUCGCUUGUCCAAAAUCGUUUCAGCUGCCGAGGUCGCCUUCGAUGAGGAAGAGGCCCGAAAGCUCAUGAUCACUCAAUUUCAAUGCGAAGAUUAUGAUGGUUUCUGGCGGAUAUGGAAUCAAAUCCCCCUCAAGAGUGCCGGGCGUACACAGGAUGACUACCGGAACUUGUUCCAGCUGCAUGCCGACCUCGGGGAGGAAGGGCGCGCCCGUGAUUGUCUGUCAAUGUGGGUGCCUAUGAUGGCAAGAGAGACGCCUGCCAUUGAACUGGAAGGUCCCAUUGUCACCUCGGUCAUGCAUUGCCUCCUGGUUGCAGAGCCAGAUAUCCAGCAUCGACUCGAGGAUGGAUCCCCCAGUUUUUACCUCGAGCUCUGGCGGCGGUGCCAGGACGCGCUGGCGCAGCCUCGCUUUUGA
Molecule: messenger RNA, 2070 nt
Organism: Penicillium oxalicum
Lineage: Eukaryota; Fungi; Ascomycota; Eurotiomycetes; Eurotiales; Aspergillaceae
Product: RsfS/YbeB/iojap family protein
Exons: 1
Coding region: 1-2070 (689 amino acids)
Biological process (GO): mitochondrial gene expression; mitochondrial proton-transporting ATP synthase complex assembly; mRNA stabilization
Cellular component (GO): mitochondrion
Source: RefSeq, a predicted model, not a curated record